ACCGACGUGAGCCGCAUGACGGUCGCCGACUUGCGAGUGGAACUCAAGCGGCUCGGUCUCCCGCAGGCAGGCAAAAAGGCAGACUUGAUCAAGCGUCUUGCUGCUGCCGAAGCUGAAGCGAAAGUGGAAGGCGAAGUGGACGACGCGAACGCCGCCGAGCUUCGCGGCGCGCCUUCCCGAGAGGCUUCAGCGAAGCCUCAACCUGGUAUUUCUUUACAACCUGGUAUAAUUACCCAUCAUGAUGCACAUCCCAGCCCCGAUCCCUCCCCCAAAGCAAUCACACAAGCCGAGAAAUCACCCCUCUUGCCGCACGGGUCGUCAGUGCCUGUCGGGAAUGGCGACCAAAGCGACCCACCCGAGCCCGCCGACCCAGAACCCCCCACAGUCAUUCAAAAGUCUCCUUCACCGAUCCAAGAAAUAUCUAGUGGCUUGAAAAUUAAUGAAGUAGUGGAUGAUGGGCAAGAUGCUCCCGCGGUUCCAGAGCUCAUCAAUGACGUCAAGAGCCGGAAGCGGAGAUCGCGGAGUCCUCCUCAAUUUGACGACGAGAUUGCCCGAAAGAGAGCGCGCCAGAACGAGGACCAUGUCAAGGGUGAUCAGAACCUGAACGAAAUCUCAUCUCCCGGUCACGAAACGGCCGCUCUACUCGAAGAUCUCAAGGACGUGUCCUAUGCGAUCAUCCAAUCCGAGGUCCCGAAGAACCAGACUGAGCCUGGUGUCCAAUCUUCGCUCAUCCAUCCUGCCCAUAGUCCUCAGGAUGUGUCUGUUGAGGCUGAACCUGGUCAAUCCCAACAUUUUUCAUCAACGGAAAUGCACAUCCAAGAAGACACUGAUAUGACAGGGCAUGAGCAAACAUCAAACAGAAAGUCCUCUAUCGAUUCUCAAAAUGGCCACCAGGAGUCUCCUGUUGUGGAAGACAAAGAUGUUGAGCCAGCAGUUCAUCCGGCUACCUCUGCCAUAUACAUCAAAAACUUCAUGAGACCGCUCAAGGACAACGUACUCAAAGACUAUCUUGUUGAGCUUGCCACUUCGGCAGGCAGCGCAACGGACCCUGAGGCAGUUCAAGAGCAGUAUCUCGACCAAAUCCGCACCCAUGCAUAUGUAAAAUUUCGAAGCAUUGCCUGUGCUUCACGAGCGCGGGCCGGGUUGCACGGGAAAAUCUGGCCACCAGAGCGAAAUAGAAGAGAGCUUUGGGUCGAUUUCAUCCCGCCGGACAAGGUUCGCGAAUGGUCUGCAACCGAACUCGCAGAGGGAGGUCGCGGAAGCUUGAGCCGUUGGGAGGUCCGAUAUGAGCCCGAUACGGAAGGCCGAGUCAGAGCGAGACUGGUCAAUGCUGAGACCGAGCCCUUCCGCUACGUAUCCGCAAAACCACAGCCGUCUGUCCCGGCUGCAGUUAUUCCUUCUGGUCCGGCACGCCAGUUUCUUGGUGUGGAAGGAGCUCCCCUUGGCCCCCGCGGCAGAGGCAAUUAUCGCCAGGUGCCCUUCCCAAUUGGAGAUGGAGAUCACAUUAUCACAAAGACACAACCGCCUCUUGCCUACAAGCCCGUUCCGCAAGAGCUAGCACGCCGCCGCCUUGACAAUAUGCGAUCCUACUACACCAGAGACCGAAACCGGGAUAUAGGCCGCCCCGAUGAGAUCAAUAGAUACACUUUUGAGGACGUGGACGCUUUUGUGGACCGUGGAAAAGAAGUUUUUGUUGGUAUCCGACCGCCACAUCGUGGCGCUGAGCGACGUCAGGGAAAUUUUGGAGGA
Messenger RNA from Lasiosphaeria miniovina, 1749 nucleotides. RefSeq lists its product as uncharacterized. The annotation marks the transcript as partial. The transcript has 2 exons. The record is from RefSeq and is a predicted model, not a curated record. Gene Ontology annotation, molecular function: nucleic acid binding. Lineage: Eukaryota; Fungi; Ascomycota; Sordariomycetes; Sordariales; Lasiosphaeriaceae.